Molecule: messenger RNA, 1671 nt
Organism: Saprolegnia parasitica CBS 223.65
Lineage: Eukaryota; Oomycota; Saprolegniomycetes; Saprolegniales; Saprolegniaceae
Exons: 4
Coding region: 1-1671 (556 amino acids)
Biological process (GO): intraciliary retrograde transport; protein localization to cilium; non-motile cilium assembly
Cellular component (GO): intraciliary transport particle A; non-motile cilium
Source: RefSeq, a predicted model, not a curated record
AUGCUCAUGCAAGCCGAGAUCCUCGCGUACCAGAGCAAGUUCCAGCUGGCCGCCAAAGUCCUCAUGGACGCCGACGAAGCCGGGCGCGCGAUUCAAAUGUUCUCGGACCUGCGCAUGUGGGACGAAGCCAAGAAGUUUGCGGCGCAGAGCAAAGCGAUUGACGUCAAGCAGCUCGUGCUGGACCAAGCCAAGUGGGCCGAGGACGUCCACGACUGGCGCGCGGCCUCGGAAAUGUACCUUGCGAGCGGCAACCUCCUCAAAGCGGUGCAGAUCAUGGGCGCGCGCGGCUGGCACAACGACUUGGUUGAAGUCGUCCAGCGCCCAGACGCCGACAGCCAAGUGCUCGCCCUCUGCGCCGACUACCUCUACAAGGCCGGCAAGUUCAAGCAGUGCCGCGACGUCUACGUCAAGAUUGGCAACUUUGACGCGCUCCUCAAGAUGCACAUUGACUGCCACGAGUGGGAAGAAGCGGUUCGAUUGGCGCAAAAGCACAAGGAUAAGGUCAAGAACCUCGCCGAUGUCUACGUGCCAUAUGCCGAAUGGCUCGCGACCCAAGAUCGGUUUGAAGAUGCCCUCGGCGCCUACACGCUCGCCAAGCGACCGGAAAAGUGCAUGGCGCUCCUCGACGAGCUCAUUGCGUCGGCCGUCGCCGAGACGCGCUUCAAGGACGCAUCGUAUUACCACUGGCGCAUCUGCGACGAGAUGCUGGGCUCGAUCAAAGCGUCCUCGCCCGAGAAUGUGACGGCCGACGACCAAAAGACCCUCGCGUCGGCCUUGUCGCACGAAGUCGACGGCAAAAUCUACUACGCGUACAGCCUCAUCUUUGCGUACACGGACGAGCCGUUCACGACGCUGCAGCCCGAGACCCUCUUCCACGCGUCGCGCUUUCUCUCAACGUCUUGGGGAAGGAGACGCCGCCACCGGGCAUCUCCAUCGCGCGCAUUGCGUUCACUUUGGCGCAGCACGCGCAGCAGCUCGAGGCGUUCAAACUGGCGCGCCUCAUGUACGAGCGGCUCCAGACGAUGCGCCAUGGUCAUCCAGACCAAGCCAUAUUCGGACCGGGACGACUUGCUUCCGAUUGACUAUCGGUCGUCGACGACCAACCCGCUGCUGCACCCGACGAGCGGCGGCGACGUCUGCGUCAACUCGGCCCACCCGUUUGUGCGGUCGUUUUUGUCGUUUGACAACUUGCCGCUGGUCGAGUUUGCGCCGACGCCCGACUUGAGCGACGACGAGGCGAUGGCGCUGAUCGACACGUUGCCGCCGAUCCAGCAAGGUGACAUCAAUAACAACGACAAGUGGAAGACGUCCGAGCACGGCGGCGCGCAGAGCAUGCAGCUCAACGACCAUACGGACGACGAGCCGCAGAUGGGGAAUUUGUUUGAGCGCGCGCUCAACAAGCAGGGCGGGCAUGGUCGCGGCGCGCCAUACCGUGUGCUCGUCGUGGAUGCCAAAGUGCUUUUGAGUUUGAGACCCAACGAAGUGUUUGUCGUGAAAUACCCGACGAAAGCGCUGCGCUACAAGUACUACAAGAACAUGAUCCCGGACAUCAAGGUGCACCUCUCGCCAAGCUGCCGCAUGUUUUUCCACGAAGACGACUUUGAGUUUGAGCACUUGCGCCAAGGCUGCUGCCCGUACUGCCGCGUCGACGAGUACAGCGAGCACGCGUAA